AUGGCUGAAGUUGCAACCGAACUUACAUCCAAUGUUAUGAAUAAAGCAUUUCCGUUGUUUAUCCAAGAUCAAGUCCUUGCAAUAACAAAAGCUAAGUAUUUGGCUGCCUAGGCUUAAGCUGCUGAAAAAACUGUCCCCCAAAAAGAUGAUAAGAAAGAUACCAAAAAAGGAACAAACGAGAUUGCAGCAGCUGCGCCGAAUGUUGAACCUGAAAAGCUUGCUCCUGAGAAAGAGUAUCCCAAGAAUUUUGAUUUGGUUUUCAUUGUUCAAGGUUUUCCCCAAGUACCUCAAGAAUAGAUAGAAUUAAUUAUACAUGUUAAGGAGGGAGUGAUCAAUUGGAGUGGGGUGGAAAUAACUGAAAUUGAGCAGCCUGAAGAGUUCCAAGAUGAUUUCGAAGGAAAAAUGGGGUUUGUUCCUUAAUUACAUGAUCAAUAAUUAGUUUUUGAUAGAGAACAUUAGAUAUUUGAUAAUCUUUGUUAUCCAGGAAUACCAGAGAAAUCAGAGAAAAUGAGAAAAGCUAUUAAGGGCCAAGUUGCAUACAUUUGUUAAUGUUUAUGUCAAUGA
Molecule: messenger RNA, 564 nt
Organism: Paramecium octaurelia
Lineage: Eukaryota; Ciliophora; Oligohymenophorea; Peniculida; Parameciidae
Source: the annotation of a GenBank genome assembly